This is a messenger RNA of Hevea brasiliensis (rubber tree), 4431 nucleotides long. Its product is annotated as polyprotein of EF-Ts, chloroplastic. The transcript has 5 exons. Gene Ontology annotation, molecular function: protein binding; translation elongation factor activity. NCBI's taxonomy places the organism in Eukaryota, Viridiplantae, Streptophyta, Magnoliopsida, Malpighiales, Euphorbiaceae. The coding region runs from base 393 to 4181 and encodes 1262 amino acids. Gene Ontology annotation, cellular component: mitochondrial matrix. Gene Ontology annotation, biological process: mitochondrial translational elongation. The record is from RefSeq and is a predicted model, not a curated record.
CGAAUUACAGUUUUCCCUUUUCUCAACCCAAAACCCAUGGCUGCGAUCAGGACCGGACCCACCCCUACUGCAGUAGGCUAAGCGAAGUCAGCCUCAGGACUUGAAGCCAUCCCAGCCUCAUAGCCUCACUGUGGAUUUUCUUCCCAUGGGAUGGAAUUGAAAGCCAGUGCAAUAAGAUAAGGAUUUAAAGCCCCACCUUUGAUUUCCCCCUCUCCACUGCCCAUGAAUAGGCUCUAUCAACAAUACGCUAUCACCUUCACCUGCGACUCCGAAAACUUUCUUGGGUCCUUGUAUUUUCUUCUCUUUUCUUUUUAGACAUUAAUACUUGCUAAAGGUGUUUGAGCAGGUGAAUGGAGAGCUUAUUUUAAAGCAGCUUUUCAAUUCAAGUAAACAUGACAACCAUUGUCCCAAGUUCUACAAGCACUGUUUCUCUCAUUCAUGGAACUGCCUUUACAAUAAAGAAAAAUAAUCGCCUCACAAAAUGCAGUUUGUCAAGGAAAUCUUCAAAGCUUACACUAUCCUCACAAAGAUUAGUAUUUCCUCUUUUGACAUCUGCUGGAUUGUUCCCACAGUACAGAAGGAAUUGUGCAUCACUUCAUAGAUCUAUAGUGCAUACUGUAUCAGCAACAGGGACUGAUACUGAUGUUGUGGUAGAGGAGCCAGAUUCACCUGUUGCAGAUGAAGACUCUGACGGAGCCUCAGAAAUUCCAGCAGAUGCGGUUGAAUCAAGUGAAAAAUCCUCCAUCAGGUCAGAUGCCAAUCCUGCUUUAGCUCAAUCAAGACGUUCAAGACCCAGUAGGAAAAGUGAAAUGCCACCAGUGAAGAAUGAGGACCUUAUUCCUGGUGCAACAUUUACUGGGAAAGUGAGAUCAAUCCAACCAUUUGGUGCUUUUGUUGAUUUUGGAGCUUUCACAGAUGGUCUAGUACAUGUUUCCAGGUUAAGUGAUAGCUUUGUUAAGGAUGUUGGAAGUGUUGUAUCUCUCGGCCAAGAGGUGACAGUGAGAUUAGUUGAAGUAAACACUGAGACGGGGCGUAUUUCUCUUACUAUGCGUGAAAGUGACAGUACCAGCAAGUCUCUUCAACAAAGAGAUUCUCCUGGUACUGCCAGCAGUGACAAGCCAAGGCCUGCUCGAAGGAACACACCAAAGCCUAGCCAGAGAAAAGAAGUGAAGACCUCGAAGUUUGUUAAAGGGCAGGAACUGGAUGGCACAGUGAAGAAUUUGACCAGGUCUGGUGCUUUCAUCUCUCUCCCUGAGGGUGAGGAAGGAUUCUUGCCUGGAUCAGAAGAAUCUGAAGAUGGAUUUCUAAACAUAAUGGGGGGCUCAUCACUGCAGGUUGGCCAGGAAGUUAGCGUAAGGGUAUUGCGUGUUGCCAGGGGACAGGUUACCUUGACAAUGAAGAAGGAAGAGGAGAAUAAGUUUGAUCAGGAACUUAUCCAAGGGGUUGUCCAUAAUGCAACAAACCCUUUUGUUCUGGCUUUCCGUAAGAACAAGGAUAUCGCUGCAUUUUUAGAUGAGAGGGAAAAAAUGGAGAAAGUGGCCAAAAAACCUGUGAAACCAAAGACCUCAGUGGAAGUAGGACUGGUUAACCAGACUGAAGCUGUGUCUGAUAUGCCAGAAGUUCCGGGUCAGCUUUCAAGCAGUAAUGAGGGAUCAGUUGGUGUCUCUUCUAUGGUGGUUGAAACAGUAGAAGAGGUUGACACUACUCCAAGAGAAGUCACUACUGGAUCCAGUAGUGCUGGUGAUGACGAGGAGCCAGAAAGCAUAGAGUCAAGAGUAUCACAAAGUGUUGAAGGAGUGGUUGAAACUGUAGAGGAGGCUGAAGCUGCUACAAAAGAAGUUGCCAUGGGGUCCAGUAGUACUGGAAAUGAUGAACAGCCAGAAAGCAUAGAGUCGAGCAUAUCACAAACUGUUGAAGGAGUUACUGAAACAGUAGAGGAAGCUGAAGCUACUCCAAAAGAAGUUGCUGUGGGAUCCAGUAGUGCUGGAGAUGACAAGGAGCCAGAAAGCAUUGAGUCAAGCGCGUUACAAAGUGUUGAAGGAGUGGUUGAAACUGUAGAGGAGGCUGGAGCUGCUCCAAAAGAAGUUGCCAUGGGGUCCAGUAGUACUGGGAAUGAUGAACAGCUAGAAAGCAUAGAGUCAAGCAUAUCACAAAGUGUUGAAGGAGUUAUUGAAACCGUAGAGGAAGCUGAAGCUACUCCAAAAGAAGUUGCUGUGGGAUCCAGUAGUGCUGGAGAUUAUGAAAAGCCAGAAAGCAUAGGGUCUAGCUCAUCACAAAGUAUUGAUGGGGCACUUCAAACUAUAGAGAAAGAAGCAGAGGAACGUUCUGGGAUUUUGAAUUCUGAAGGGAGUGCAUCUGCUUUGGAUAAGAUAAUUGAUGAGGCUUCUUCGACCGACGGGGUCGAAGAUGGAAAAUCAGGCUUAUCUGGAGAAAAAGUUGAUCAGCCUGGUGAUGCCAUAGCAAACGAUGGAGUGCAAAUACAAACUCCUAGUGUGGAGAAUGAAAUUUCUUCUACUUCACCAGUUGGUGAUGAAGGCAUGGGAGAAACAAGCCCUGAUGAAAAUGGCAGUAUUACUGACUCAGGUGCGCAAGCAGACAUUCUUUCUCCUCUGGAGGCUAAAGAAAGUCAGGAUAUUGAGGCAGUAGUGGAGGACCAAGUUGAAAACACCAAGGAUGAAGUGGAGGUUCAAACAUCUGUUGCUGAGGCUGAAAUUCCUUCUACUGUACAAAUUGAAAAUGAAAAAGUAGAAACUGUCCCUGAGAAAACUGGCACUUUUGGAGAUUCAAAUGGACAAAGCAGCAGUCCUUCCCCUGAGGAGAGUGUCGCUAAAGCAACCAUAUCACCAGCUCUGGUGAAGCAGCUUCGUGAAGAAACAGGAGCAGGAAUGAUGGAUUGCAAGAAAGCCCUCUCAGAGACUGGAGGGGAUAUCAUUAAAGCUCAGGAGUUACUCAGGAAGAAAGGAUUAGCAAGUGCAGAAAAGAAAGCCAGCAGAGCCACAGCUGAAGGAAGAAUUGGCUCUUACAUUCAUGAUAGCAGGAUUGGAGUCCUUGUAGAGGUGAACUGUGAAACAGAUUUCGUCUCCCGGGGUGACAUUUUCAAGGAGCUGGUAGAUGACAUAGCCAUGCAGGUGGCAGCAUGCCCUCAAGUACAGUACCUUGCUACUGAAGAUGUUCCCGAAGUGAUUGUGAACAAGGAAAAAGAAAUUGAGAUGCAGAAAGAAGAUCUCCUAUCAAAACCUGAGCAGAUCAGAUCAAAGAUUGUAGAAGGACGAAUCAGGAAGAGACUCGAGGAGCUGGCAUUGCUGGAACAGCCGUAUAUUAGGAAUGAUAAGAUUGUGAUAAAGGACUGGGUGAAACAGACAAUUGCAACUAUUGGAGAAAAUAUAAAAGUGAAGAGGUUUAUUCGCUACAAUCUUGGUGAGGGCUUGGAGAAGAAAAGUCAGGAUUUUGCUGCUGAGGUAGCUGCACAAACUGCAGCAAAACCAGUUACUGCACCAGCAACAGAGCAGCCUGCUCCAGCAGAAGCGAAGGAAACUAUUCAGAAGCCACCAACAGUAACAGUUUCUGCUGCACUUGUUAAACAACUGAGAGAAGAAACAGGAGCUGGUAUGAUGGACUGCAAGAAAGCGCUGUCCGAAACUGGAGGAGACCUUGAGAAGGCACAGGAGUAUCUCAGAAAGAAAGGUCUUUCAACUGCCGACAAGAAAUCUAGUCGGCUUGCAGCUGAAGGCAGAAUUGGCUCCUAUAUUCAUGAUUCCCGCAUUGGAGUUCUGAUUGAAGUCAACUGUGAAACUGACUUUGUGGGUAGAAGUGAAAAAUUCAAGGAAAUGGUUGAUGAUCUAGCCAUGCAAGUUGUGGCAUGCCCACAGGUGCAGUUUGUGUCCAUUGAGGAUGUCCCAGAGAGCAUUGUGAAGAAGGAGAAGGAGCUUGAGAUGCAAAGAGAAGACCUUUUGUCGAAACCAGAGAACAUAAGAGAGAAGAUUGUUGAGGGCAGAGUCUCAAAGAGACUUGGGGAGCUUGCUCUUCUAGAGCAACCGUUCAUCAAGAAUGAUAGUGUUUUGGUGAAAGACUUGGUUAUGCAGACUGUUGCUGCUCUUGGGGAGAACAUAAAAGUGCGGAGGUUUGUUCGAUUUACUCUUGGGGAGAGUACUGAAGAUAAGAAAACACAAACUGAAGCCUGAGGAAAAAAAAUUUUCAGUUUUUUGGUGCCUUUGUGUCUGCUAUAUAUCUCUCUCUUCAAUUUUCAUAAUUCAUAUGGUUUUAUGAUAUGUUUUUUGAACAAUAAUUAAUGGGAUCAAACAGGCUAGCUAUUUCAUUUUAAUUACAGUCAGUGCAGUAUCUUAUGUGCUCCGGCUUUUCACAAAAUCUUGGAUUCUUUAUUUUCUUUUAAUUGAUUAUUAUGCAGGCCAUUGUCUUUGAUGAGCAAAGUUA